Talpa occidentalis (Iberian mole) is the source of this 707-nucleotide messenger RNA. It is a transcript of the gene CLRN2, whose product is annotated as clarin 2. The record is from RefSeq and is a predicted model, not a curated record. The transcript has 3 exons. The coding region runs from base 1 to 699 and encodes 232 amino acids. NCBI's taxonomy places the organism in Eukaryota, Metazoa, Chordata, Mammalia, Eulipotyphla, Talpidae.
AUGCGUGGAUGGCUCAAAAAGACGUGGUUUGGGCUGGCAUCCCUCCUGAGCUUCUCCUCCUUCGUCCUGCUCAUCACUGCCCUGGCAGUGCCCCACUGGCUGAGCGGGAAGAUCCUGUGUCAGACUGGAGCGGACCUAGUCAACGCCACGGACCCAGAGCUGGUCAAAUUCAUUGGGGACAUUUACUACGGGCUCUUUCGAGGGUGUAAGGUGCGACAGUGUGGGCUCGGGGGCCGCCGGUCCCAAUUCUCGAUCUUCCCACACCUGGUGAGGGAGCUCAACGCAGGCCUGCACGUGACCACGCUGCUGCUCCUCUUCUUGGCCUUGGCCCUGGCUCUGGUCAGCAUGGGCUUUGCCAUUCUCAACAUGAUCCAGGUCCCGUACAGGGCGGUCAACGGCCCCGGGGGCAUCUGCCUCUGGAACAUCCUUGCAGGUGGCGCCGUGGCUCUGGCCAUCGCCAGCUUCGUGGCCGCGGUGAAGUGGCACGACCUGACCGAGCGGGUCGCCAACUUCCAGGAGAAGCUCUUCCGCCUGGUGGUGGUGGAAGAGCAGUACGAAGAGUCGUUCUGGAUCUGCGUGGCCAGCGCCUCGGCCCACGCCGCCAACCUGGUGGUGGUGGCCAUCAGUCAGAUUCCCCUCCCGGAGAUUCACACCAAAAUAGAAGAGGCCACGGUCACGGCCGAGGACAUCCUGUAUUAAACGGCUUC